Molecule: messenger RNA, 237 nt
Organism: Daldinia loculata
Lineage: Eukaryota; Fungi; Ascomycota; Sordariomycetes; Xylariales; Hypoxylaceae
Exons: 2
Coding region: 1-237 (78 amino acids)
Source: RefSeq, a predicted model, not a curated record
AUGGCCGAAUACAAAAGUGAAUCUUCACAGAACGAAGGUCGUAUUCUGGCAGUCGGCUUCAUGAAGAAUGAACUUCCAAAGUAUCAUCCAUACUAUGAAGAUCCACCAGUUCGUUAUGAUAAGCAGGAUGCGCACUACGUCAAUGUUCAACACACAGAAGUGCCAGAGAUGACGUCGCCUACGCCAGGUCCAGAGGCUAGCACGAAACCAGAAGAAAACGCCUUAUGCCAGAGGUAA